Molecule: messenger RNA, 639 nt
Organism: Salvia miltiorrhiza (redroot sage)
Lineage: Eukaryota; Viridiplantae; Streptophyta; Magnoliopsida; Lamiales; Lamiaceae
Product: endoglucanase 11-like
Exons: 1
Coding region: 1-639 (212 amino acids)
Biological process (GO): carbohydrate metabolic process
Molecular function (GO): hydrolase activity, hydrolyzing O-glycosyl compounds
Source: RefSeq, a predicted model, not a curated record
AUGUUGCAGUUACCAAUCAAAGGGAAAAGUGGAGAAGAAAAGAAAACCCUGCUACAAUACCGAUCAAAGGCAGAAUUCUACAUCUGUGCUUGCUUGAACAUGAACAACUCCACCAACGUAAAGCGCACCCCGGCCGGCCUACUCUACACCCGCCGAUGGAACAACAUGCAGUACGUUUCCAACGGCCUUCUCUUGCUCACAGCCUACUCCGAACACCUCCAUUCCACCAACCAAACCCUCAACUGCCAUGCCAGCUCAGUCGGGUCGCAUGAGAUCCUCUCGUUCGUAAAAUCACAAGCCGACUACAUUUUGGGCGCGAACCCCAUGGGGGUGAGCUACUUGGUGGGAGUCGAGCCCUCGUACCCCAAGAGGGUGCACCACAGGGGAGCAUCGACAGUGUCGUACAGAGAUAGCAAGGUCUUUGUUGGGUGUAUGCAGGGCUACCAUAGCUGGCUCGGACGCCAAGCUCCGAACCCAAAUGUACUGGUUGGAGCCCUCGUUGGAGGGCCUGAUCUAAAUGAUGAGUUCAGGGAUAGAAGAACUAACUUUGCACAAACUGAAGCCUGCACGUACAACACGGCGUCUCUUGUUGGAGUUUUCGCCAAAUUGAAUGCACUACAUGAGGCUGGUAAGAAAUAG